AUGUUCUUAUUUUUUGAAGCGAAUUUCUCAGACAGCCUUUCUCUUCCUCCUUUCUUUCAGCCUUUCUUUCAGCCUUUCUUUCUUUCUUUUUCUUUCUUUCAGCCUUUCUUUCUUUUUCUUUCUUUCAGCCUUUCUUUCUUUCUUUCUUUCAGCCUUUCUUUCAGCCUGUCUUUCUUUCAGCCUGUCUUUCUUUCUUUUUUAUUUCUUUCAGCCUUUCUUUCUUUCUUUCUUUCUCUCUUUCUUUCUUUCUUUGAGCCUUUCUUUCUUUUUUCAGCCUUUCUUUCAGCCAUUCAGACUUUCUUUCUUUUUUCUUUCUUUCUUACAGCCUUUUUUUCUUUCAGCGUUUCUUUCAGACUUUCAGACUUUCUUUCUUUUUUCUUUCUUUCUUACAGCCUUUCUUUCUUUCAGCCUUUUUUUCACCCUUUCUUUCUUUCUUCAUCUGAAGACGAUCUGUUCGACUUCCUCUUCUUUGUUGUCUUUCUUUUUUCUUUUUCUCUCACCUCUGUACUUAAAAUCCUGGACUGCUUAUCGCUUUAG
Molecule: messenger RNA, 537 nt
Organism: Acanthosepion pharaonis
Lineage: Eukaryota; Metazoa; Mollusca; Cephalopoda; Sepiida; Sepiidae
Source: the annotation of a GenBank genome assembly